Liolophura sinensis is the source of this 2666-nucleotide messenger RNA. RefSeq names its product neuroligin-2-like. The transcript is spliced from 11 exons. The coding region runs from base 634 to 2490 and encodes 618 amino acids. NCBI's taxonomy places the organism in Eukaryota, Metazoa, Mollusca, Polyplacophora, Chitonida, Chitonidae. The record is from RefSeq and is a predicted model, not a curated record.
CACACGCAUACAAAAAGUAAUCUGGGAUAUAUUCCUCAAACGGAAUUAACGGGACCUGCCAGGGGUACACGGGGACCGUCGAGUUGAGUGGCGCUCUGGGACUGUUUGUCCGGAUUAAACAAAGUGUGGAAAAAGCCGGUCUAAUUCGAAAUGACUUCACACUUAAGGCCAGUUCGGCAGGAACAACAAGUAGCUCAGAACGUAUCAUGUGGCUUUGGAAGUUGUGCAUAUUAUCCUUCAGCAACACACUACGAUAAAUAUUGGUGGAGUAGCAUCUAAAAGGUAACGCGAUCUUUGAUAGGCUGUGAGUGUCCCUCCAUUCCAAAAUCUGGUUUUAUGAAUGAUUCAGUAUAAUUGCAGACUUUGUCUUUAUCUUAUAGGGAUAAAGCAGAUAAAAAACUGACACAUGUUGUACCCGUCGAGAAGAUUGAGUGUAUAACCGACAGCAACACUGUUGAAGGAAAGGAGAAAAGUGGAGCCCAGUAUUUUUAUCUGCGUCGAAUUACCGAGGCAUCUCUAUAACUUCCUUCAACAACCGUUAAUUUUCUCUGCGAGAUUCUCAACAGGUGAAGACAAAAACAGCUUCACCCCCAGAAGACCGUUUCUCAUUAGGCUGGUGCGUCAAACCGACUAAUGCGGUGGCUAGCCCUUGCAGUUGUCUGUCUGGUGACUGAACAGAGUGCUCGAGCUGGUUUGGUGGAUUAUGUCAUUAAGAACACGGCCUAUGGAGAGUUGAGGGGACACACACAGGAGAUAUUCCCGCGUCGACCAGUUGACAUAUUUCUAGGUGUGCCCUAUGCUAAGCCUCCCGUCGAUGAACUUAGAUUUGAGCCACCGGAAUCUCCUGAGCGAUGGGAGGGAGUAUGGAACGCCACAGAGAUGCCACCGGCCUGUCCUCAGCUCAAAUCAGACCUAUCUUAUAUCCGUGCCCACGUGCCCAACUUCAACAACACCAGCGAAGACUGCCUCUAUCUGAAUAUCUAUGCUCCAUACAGAAGACGUAAUGCAGCGUCAAUGCCAGUACUCGUGUAUAUACACGGAGGAUCAAAUGAGUACGGCAUGGGUGGGAUGUUUCAUGGAACGGUUCUGGCUUCCUGGACUGAUGUCGUUGUUGUUACCCUUAAUUACAGACUAGGACCACUAGGAUUUCUAAGUCUUGGUAAUGACGACAUGCCCGGCAAUUAUGGACUCCUCGAUCAGUUAGCGGCGCUGAAAUGGGUUAAAGACAACAUCCACACAUUUGGCGGCGACCCAACACGUGUGACCCUUACAGGUCAUAGUUCAGGCAGCUGUGAUGUCAGCUUACACAUGGUGUCCCCACUGGCCAAAGGUCUGUUCCGGUCGGUGAUCACCCUAAGCGGCUCAAUGACGGCAGUGUGGGCUAUAAUGAGAAAACCCAGCAAACCCGAGCCCUACGCCAGAAAAAUGGGCGAAGGGCUGGGGUGUGUGGAGAAAGACUCUUUUGUUUUUAAGUCCUGUCUCAAGAAUAAAACGGUGGACGAACUUGUGGAAGCCAAAAUUGAUAGGCCACCUGGUUUGUUCAGGUACUACCCUGUGAUGGAUGGCCAGUACAUGCCGGCGCUUCCUGAAAAGCUGGUGGAUAAUGGGGCAAUGAACGCGCGGACAUACUUUACUGGAGUAACCAAAGAUGAAGGAGCGUUAAGUGCUCGGACGAUAUUAGACCAUCGAGGCACUGGCAAUUUAACUCCUAAGUUCUUAAGAUCGGUAUUACAGGAGAAUGUUCAUAACUUCCCCAACGUCACUGGCAUUGUGGAUUUAAUGAUGUAUGAGUACACCAACUGGCGGAAUAUAUCGGAUUCAAACGCCACACUUCAGCUUAUUUCAGAGUUAUUCGGAGAUGUUACAUACGUAGCUCCUAUGAUAAAAACGGCGGACAUCCUAUCACAGAAAAAUGUAUCAGUCUAUGUGUAUACAUUUGAACAUCGCUCCAAGGAACAUCCGUUGGAUAAGUGGCUUGGAGUGCCUCAUGGCGAUGACCUGUUCUACGUUUUUGGGGCACCGUUGGUAGGCCACAAGCUGUACAACUAUACAGAUGAGGACAAGAGAGUCAGCGAGAUGAUUAUGACGAUAUGGGGCAACUACGUAAAACAUGGAGUUCCAGCUCAAGAUACACGGAUGGCUGGUGAGAAGGGGAAGCUCAAGGCAUACAGUUAUCCGUCCAAACUCUACACGAAAUUCAUUAGCGAAGAGGGUCUGGCCACGAGCAAGACCGCUGGCAACAUGCGGGCCCGAAAAAUGGCUUUCUGGAAUGCGCUCCUCCCAAAUUUGAAGCGGGCCACAAUAGGCCACACCUCUCCUCUGACCACAACACGGCUGCAUGGGCUGGAUUUCGAGCUGCUAACCUGGAUUUUGGUAGCCGUGUCCAGCGCCUUGUUCAUCCUCCUCUUGAUAAUGAUUCUUUACGUAAUGCGAUUACGGAACACUCUGACUAAAGCAAACAAACCGAGUGCCUUUCCAGAAAAUAACUAAACUUUGCUCACUUUCAUCAGAAUGUUAAUAUUUGUAUACUUCAUUGUUACGCAAAAUAAAUAGACGAUAAUGUAGAAUAGGAAAUGUUUAGAUAUGAAACAUAAUGUAAAUAAAUUUCAAUACUUGAAAUAAUUGAAUGUUUCAUUUAUUGGACAUCUUCAGCAAACAGUAGAGAA